Molecule: messenger RNA, 2102 nt
Organism: Rubroshorea leprosula
Lineage: Eukaryota; Viridiplantae; Streptophyta; Magnoliopsida; Malvales; Dipterocarpaceae
Source: the annotation of a GenBank genome assembly
CAAGAAAGAAGCAAGAGCAAUACCAAAGUAAGUGAGAGUGUUCCAAAGAGAGAGCUCUAGGUGAAAGAAAAAAAAGAGGAAUUAGUUUACUCUGUUACGCCAUUUUUUCCUAACAAUUGGUAUUAGAACUAGGAGCUGCUAAUAUUUACGUAAACAAUGGAGGUGAAUCAGAGCAAAAUGAUUACACUAAAUAGUACAAACUAUCAACUAUGGAAGGCAAAAUGGAAGACCUUCUUUAUGUGAAGGAAUUUCAUGAGCUUGUCUUUUUAGAGCGAAAGCUAGAUAGCAUGAAGAAUGAAGAAUGGAGAUUGCUCCAUAGGCGAGUGUGCAGAUUUAUUCGGUGGUAGAUUGAUGAUAGUGUGCUAAAACAUAUCAAUGAUGAAACUAAUGCACGCACACUAUGGACAAAGCUAGAAUAGCUUUUCUGGGCGAAGACUGGGCAGAAUAAAUUGUGCUAUAUAAAGCAAUUAAUGUACUCAAGGUACAAAGAUGGCACUCUCACAGUAGACCAUGUUAAUGAUUUUCUUGGCAUCAUCAAGGAGCUAGCAAAUUUGGGUAUAGAAUUUGAUGAUGAGGUGAAUGGUUUGAUUCUUCUCAAUACCUUGCCGGAAUCAUGGGAGAGUUUUAGAUCAACAACAAUCAAUUCAUCUCUCGAUGAUACUCAAGCUCCUGUCACAGAGAACAGAGGUAGGAGCAAAACUAGAGAACCCAGAGGACAAGGAGGCAGAUCCAGAUCAAAGUCCAAAAGUAGAGUAAAGUGCGAUCAUUGUGGCCAGCCAGGUCACAUGAAAAGGAAUUGCAACUUGCUAAAAGGAAAAAACAAGAAAGAAGUUGAUGAUAGCAAUACUAUCGCUAUAGCAUCGACCAGUGGCGAUGAUGUCACUCUAGUUUGUGAUCGUGGAGAGUGUUGCCAAGUAGAAAACUCAGAUGCUGAGUGGAUAAUUGAUUCUGCACUAGAUGAAGAAGGAUACGCACACUACUUCGGGAAUGGCAAUUGGAAACUUAUCAAAGGAUCAAUGGUGGUGGCAAAAGGGAGAGCAUGCUGCUCAUUAUACAAGACACACAUGAAAAUGUGUGGAGGUCAACUAAACAUAGUUGAAGAUGAUGCUUCUCCAAAUUUAUGGCAUAAAAGAUUAACUCGCAUGAGCGAGAAAGGAUCGCAACUUUUGGCUAAGGAGUCUUUUAUUCCCAUUGCCAAAGAUAAUAGAGGGGAAUACACCUCUAAAGAAUUCAAAGACUACUAUUCCAAGCAUGGCAUAAGGCAUGAGAAGAUAGUUCCUGACACUCCACAACACAAUGGCGUUGCAAAACGGAUGAAUCAUACCAUUGUGGAAAAAAUUAUAAGUGGAGAAGAGGUGCAAGUAUCGAAAGAUGAGACAGAGGAGCCAACAAUUGAAGAAGAUGAAGUAAGUGUAAAUAGAGGAAGUAAUAAACAGGGGGAGCAACCCCUACCACAGGAGGAAGGACCUCAAUUGAGAAGGUCCACCAGAAAGCACAAAUCAUCUGCAAGAUACAUCAGUUCUGAUUAUAUCUUGAUCACCAAAGAAGGGGAGCCAAAGAACUUCCAGGAGGUCCAAUCUUACAAAGACAAAAAUGGUUGGAUGAAAGCCAUGCAAGAAGAAAUGAACUCCCUACAUAAGAACAAUACUUAUGAGCUUGUGACACUUCCCAAAGGAAGAAAACCCCUGAAGAACAAGUGGGUCUUCAAGCUUAAGAAAGAUGGUGACAAAAUAGUUAGAUAUAAGGCUCGGCUAGUGGUAAAGGGCUUCAGUAAAAAAAAGGGGAUAGAUUUUGAUGAAAUUUUUCCCCAAUGGUGAAGAUGAGCUUGAUUCAAGUUGUUCUCGGCCUAGUAGGAAGCAGGAAUCUUGAGCUAGAGUAGUUAGAUGUGAAAAUUGCAUUUCUCCAUGGUAAAAUCUAUCUUACAAAAGCAUGAUUUAUUUCUAAAAUCUAUAUCAAUCUCGAAAUGGCUAGCUUUCUAACUCGUCACUUCUCGUGGUUUCCCCGUCCUCGGUUUCGCUUCCUGAAAUGGUGGACAAGGAAAAACUAUGAGAUAACUCAGUAAGUAAAAUAUGGAUUGCCCUUAAUUAAACGUAUAGCAUGCC